Messenger RNA from Anthonomus grandis grandis, 778 nucleotides. RefSeq names its product AP-2 complex subunit sigma (gene AP-2sigma). Bases 154 to 582 code for a protein of 142 amino acids. The transcript is spliced from 3 exons. NCBI's taxonomy places the organism in Eukaryota, Metazoa, Arthropoda, Insecta, Coleoptera, Curculionidae. The record is from RefSeq and is a predicted model, not a curated record. Gene Ontology annotation, biological process: intracellular protein transport; clathrin-dependent endocytosis. Gene Ontology annotation, cellular component: AP-2 adaptor complex; intracellular membrane-bounded organelle; membrane coat. Gene Ontology annotation, molecular function: clathrin-cargo adaptor activity.
GUUUCAUUCUAAUGAACUUUUUGACGUUUGCAUUUGACAUUUGUUUAUUAUAAAAGUUUAUAUUUGGCGAAUUUGGCCCAUUUUUUGAAACUUAAAUUUCAUAAAUAAAAUAAACAAAUUCCUGUAUCAAAGGUCUUAGUUUAACCAUAAAAAAUGAUUCGAUUUAUCCUUAUCCAAAACAGAGCUGGAAAGACCCGGUUAGCUAAAUGGUAUAUGAACUUUGAUGAUGAUGAAAAGCAAAAAUUAAUUGAGGAAGUUCAUGCAGUAGUUACUGUCCGAGAUGCAAAACAUACCAACUUUGUAGAGUUCAGGAACUUCAAAAUAGUGUACAGGAGGUAUGCUGGUCUCUAUUUCUGCAUUUGCGUGGACGUAAAUGAUAACAAUUUAUGUUAUUUAGAAGCUAUUCAUAAUUUUGUAGAGGUUUUAAAUGAAUAUUUCCACAAUGUAUGUGAGCUAGACUUAGUUUUCAAUUUUUAUAAGGUAUAUACUGUGGUGGAUGAAAUGUUUUUGGCCGGUGAAAUUCGGGAAACAUCCCAAACAAAGGUGUUAAAGCAGUUAUUGAUGUUAAAUUCAUUAGAGUAGAUAUUCCUUGUUACAUGUUUUGUGUAUAAGAAUUAUUAUUGAUAGUUUAUACGUUGUGUAUGUAAGCAAUUAUUGAUCUUUCUUUAUAAAUAUUAUAUGAAAGUGCUUUAGUUAUAAUAGUCCUUGUUACUUUUUUAUAAGUUUUUAUUUAAUGUAUUGUAUCUCACAGAAUGUCUUAUAAAACUCAUAUUGUAGA